Homarus americanus (American lobster) is the source of this 2852-nucleotide messenger RNA. RefSeq names its product homeotic protein distal-less-like. Gene Ontology annotation, biological process: regulation of transcription by RNA polymerase II. Gene Ontology annotation, molecular function: RNA polymerase II cis-regulatory region sequence-specific DNA binding; DNA-binding transcription factor activity, RNA polymerase II-specific. The record is from RefSeq and is a predicted model, not a curated record. The transcript is spliced from 3 exons. Lineage: Eukaryota; Metazoa; Arthropoda; Malacostraca; Decapoda; Nephropidae. Bases 107 to 1024 code for a protein of 305 amino acids.
AAACCGUACAUUGUGCUCCCAGUAUCAGCGUAGCGGCCGUCGCACUAACCGCUUGUAAUUGUGAUAAUUGUGUUGUGUGUGGAGGCAGUGAGUGAGACGUACUAGCAUGCUGGACCAGGAACUACUAGCCAAGGGGGGACUGACGGAGGCGCAGCAGCAGCCACCCCCACCUCACCUCACCAACCCGUACUCGCAGUUCCAGCAAUACCAGCAGAGUAUGGCCGGCUACAACAACAUGGGCUACGGUUUCCCCGCCAUGUACGCCCAGAACGGCUACGGCUACCCACUUACGGGCUACCCACAUGCCCCUAGCCCUCCCUCAGACGUGACGGAGAAGACGGAGGGAGGUGAGGUUCGUGUGACAGCCAAGGGCAAGAAGGUCAGGAAGCCUCGCACAAUCUACUCAUCUUUGCAGUUGCAGCAGCUUAACAAGAUGUUCCAGAGGACGCAGUACCUCGCCCUGCCCGAGCGCGCUGAGCUGGCCGCCAAGCUCGGUCUUACGCAAACUCAGGUUAAGAUCUGGUUCCAGAACCGCCGGUCCAAGUACAAGAAGCUGUACAAGGCGGCCCAGAACGGCCAGCUGCCGGGUGUGGACGCGUCUGAGAUCGCUGCCGACUUGGGGGCCAACCUGUCGCAGAUGGUCUCCAAUGGGCCCGAGUCCCCCAGCUCCCCGACGCCCACGGACCACGGUCAUGAUCAGCCGCCCCCGUCCGUAGGCCCUGACGGCGGCCCACUUUCUCCCCCACCCGACGAUCGCCCACAGUCGCAGCCUCCCACGGUGUCCAGCCACGGAGAGAUGACGUCCCCCAUGAUGACCGCCCCUCGUGACAUGAUGGUGUCCCCCCCAGCCCACCCGUCCAAGGAGAUGAUGGCCAUGAACCAAGCUAUGGCGGCCUGCGAGCAGCGACGGGACCAGGCCAUGAUGCCCCCACAUCACCAGUGGGACCCCGCCCACUACAUGUCCUACUGGAACCACUACGGGGACAUGGCCGCCCACCAGAUGAAUCAUCAGAUCAUGACCUAAGCUCCCUGUCAGAGCUCCGGCAAGCGCCACCCGCAUGACCUGUGAGGUCACAUCCCCUUUCCUUGGCCUUCCCGGCACGCUUAUGAGGUAAAACUCAGCGUGGAGGGAAAGGACUGUAAUGUCUUGUGAUAACAGCGGCGACUUCCCAUCAUGAGAAGCUAAAGCAUAUGUCUGUUGUUACCUGAGGGGGCUGCGCCACCCCUUAGUCCGCGUACUAUACCUGCAGGACAACUCCCACAUGGCGACCCCCUCUCCCUUCCCCAGCCGACCUCCUCGUGUCAGCCUCUCCUGGACCCCGAAACAGCGUCCCCCCACAACUCUCUCCACACCCCCACACCGCGUCUGCCACGCCUCCGCGGCUGAGGCGGCCAUCCCUAACAUUCCAGGGUGACGUCCUCGCGUGUGUGUGUGCACCAGUAUAUGAGGUAUAGCUGUGUCUGCCACGCGUCUCCCAGCUGGUCCCUAGCUGACCCUAGCUGGCCUUACGUGAUCCCAGCUGACCCCGUAUGAUCCAACAUACCUCACGUGCGCUCCAGGUGACUUCACGUGACACCAGUUAACUCCUUGUGACCUCAGCUGUCCUCACGUGAACCCAGCAAAAUCCACAUGUGCGACCCAGCUGUCUACACGUGACCUAGAUAACCUCACGUGACCUCAACAAGUUCCAGGCGACGCAUUUGACCCCACUUGGUGCCCCAGUUAAAGCCAGGGUGGUGAUGCCUCUGUUGACCCUUACAUGGUGACCUCAAUUUAUACCCCCAGGUGCCCUAGUUAAGGACUCCAGGCGGUGCCACUGUUAUAUAAAUGACCCCCCCCCCCCAAAGGUGCCCUUGGUGUUCGGACAUUAAAAGAAGAGGCGAGAAGACCUCUUUGUUAUAACGUUAUGACGUAUGGUUAGCGUGUAAAUGAUUAUGUGACCACUUCUCCUCUUGACUCCCCCCAUAAUAAUGCAUGUUGUAUCAAUGUCUGUGUGCAAUAAACUCCUGAUCAGUCGUGUACUCCUGUGGUUAGAACGUGUUAGUGUGUUUCAUAAGGCGAAUAUCAACCCCAACCCUCAACCCCUUCAACCAUCAAACCCCAAUCAUUCCAAAUUCCUCCAAUCAUUCCAACCUCUUCAACCAUCAACCCCUCCAAACUCCUUACCCCAAAUCAUUCCAACCACUUCAACUAUCACCCCCCACCCCCUCCAAUCAUGCCAACCCCCCAAAAAUCCUUAGCGCCUCCAAACCACUCCCUCACUCGUGCCAGUCAUUCUGUUGAACCUCAAUGACGAUGUUGGAUCAAUUUUGGUCCUCCGAGACGAUUUCAGAGGGAAGGAGAAUUUUUGGGGGUCUUUCCAUUUCCCUUCCCUUCCCACCGUCUCAUCCCCAUUUUCUUCCCUGUUUCUCUUCCUCUCCUCCUUACAAAUAUCUUGUUUUUCAUCCCUUUCUUCCCUCCACUCCUGUCCUGUCCUUCAUCAACCCCCUCUCCCUUCUCAUCCUUCCUUCCUUCCUUCCUUCCAUCUUCCCUCCCUUUAUGUGAGAUCAACACUUACUCGGACACCAGAUUAAAUAAAUAUUUUGUACCUUGUAUUACCAAUCCCAGGUUUUUUUUUUAAGUUUUUUGAAUCUUUUAAUAUAAUUACCUGAUAGAAUUUUUUUUUUCGAGUUUUUUUUUAAUAGCAAGGCUUCGAGUUGACCUGUUUGUUGAGUCGAACAGCGAACGAAUCUUUCUGAUAUAUUUUUUACUUUCUAUUUAUUAUAUUCAAUUGAUCUAACAGCGAAGGAUGUCUUAAUCUCUGUAUAUACUGUAACAUAUGUAUGUGUAAAUAAACGCUGUAUAACUUAAA